AUGAACGAAUAGGAUGAUGAAAUGCUUAUAGAAGAGAUCCUUUGUUGCUAAAAUGACGAUGAUAUACGGAGCCUCGUUGAUUCUCAAUGCCUGGAUAUCAUUGGGAAUUCAUUGCAGGACCAGUUAACAUUAGCGCAUAAGCAACUUUUUCGAGUGAUUAAACUAUUCAGGGAGUUUUUGGAUUCGAGUCGUAAUCAAUUUUGGGAUCAAAAAAAAAAGAGGGAGCAGAAUCAAACUUUGCAAUAGGAUUAUUUGAUAAUUCAUCAUGAGUUACAGCUAGAGAAAAGUAGAGGCAAGCAGAUUGAGGAAGCAAAUAAUUAAUUGAGAUUACAAAUAAAAUUAUACGAGGGUGAUUUUGAAACCAUUAGACAAUAAAGUUUUGAGGAUAUAAAAAAGGUGGAAGAGCAAUUAGUUAAAACCCAAAACCAAAUUUCUCUAUACAAAAAUUCUUUGAUUUAAAAGUUUUGUGUGAUAUGUCUCCAAAAGGAAUAUUGUAUCUUACUGAAGCCCUGUGGACAUGUUUGUGUGUGUGAGGAGUGUUCAAAAAAGAUUGAUUAAUGUCCUAUUGAUAGAGUCAAGGUUACAAAGAUGAAUAAAGUAUACUUAUCAUGA
This is a messenger RNA of Paramecium tetraurelia, 612 nucleotides long. RefSeq lists its product as uncharacterized. Gene Ontology annotation, biological process: protein ubiquitination; ubiquitin-dependent protein catabolic process. The transcript has a single exon. Lineage: Eukaryota; Ciliophora; Oligohymenophorea; Peniculida; Parameciidae. The record is from RefSeq and is a predicted model, not a curated record. Gene Ontology annotation, molecular function: ubiquitin protein ligase activity.